Messenger RNA from Striga hermonthica, 166 nucleotides. Lineage: Eukaryota; Viridiplantae; Streptophyta; Magnoliopsida; Lamiales; Orobanchaceae. The record is from the annotation of a GenBank genome assembly.
UCAGAAGGAGCAUGAGGAGCAUCUGAGUGUGGUUCUUGAAACCCUCAGACGAGAGAAGUUGUACGCCAAAUUCUCCAAAUGCGAGUUCUGGCUUGAACGAGUAUCCUUUCUGGGUCAUGUUAUUACCCAGGCAGGCAUUGAGGUGGAUCCUUCUAAAGUUUCAGCC